Glycine soja is the source of this 1170-nucleotide messenger RNA. RefSeq names its product peroxygenase 2-like. The record is from RefSeq and is a predicted model, not a curated record. The coding region runs from base 78 to 1025 and encodes 315 amino acids. Gene Ontology annotation, molecular function: calcium ion binding; monooxygenase activity. Lineage: Eukaryota; Viridiplantae; Streptophyta; Magnoliopsida; Fabales; Fabaceae. The transcript has 6 exons.
AAAUUGGGACGAAGACAAGAAAAAAAAAUUGCAAUGUGUGGCAUCCAAAAUUGUUAAAGAUUGUGUGCUCCAAUGCCAUGUGUCGGAUAGAAUACACACCAGCAACGCGAGUCACGAGGAAGAAUCUGAAUCUGUUACUGUUGCGUGUACCAUCCCUUCUUCUCCUCUCUUCGCGACACUUCUUUAAGUUCUUCUUCUUCCCUGUUAGUUUUAUUCAGCAUCCACCACUUCCAAACUUCUACAAAGAAGAGAAAAGAACAAGGGAUUCUCUUCAUCCAAGUUCGCUAGUAGGAGAUAUUGUAAUGGCAACAGUGGAAGCAUCCCAUGAAGCUAUGGCUACGGUGGCCAACAAGGCACCAAUCACUGCUGAGAGAAAGGUCCCUGAGGACUUGGACACCAAACUCCCCAAACCAUAUUUGCCUAGAGCUUUGAGUGCCCCUGACACAGAGAAUGUGAAUGGCACGUGGGGCCACAAACACAACGACAUGUCCGUUCUUCAGCAGCAUGUAUCCUUCUUCGACCUUAACAAUGAUGGUGUCGUCUACCCAUUGGACACAUAUAUGGGAUUCCGUGCACUCGGUUUCAAUGUGAUUCUUUCCUUCAUAUUUUCGAUUGGUAUUCAUGUAACUCUCAGUUAUCCUACUCUUCCUACAUGGCUACCUUCACCUUUUUUCCCAAUUUACAUAAAAAACAUACAUAGGGCAAAGCAUGGAAGUGACACUGGUACCUAUGACACAGAGGGAAGGUUCAUGCCAGCAAAUUUGGAAUUCAUGUUCAGCAAGUAUGCACGUGAGGUGCCUGAUAAAUUGACAUUGAAGGAGCUGUGGCACAUGACUGAAGGAAACAGGGUUGCAUAUGACUUCUUUGGCUGGGCUGCCAGUAAGUUUGAGUGGGGAGUUUUGUAUGUCCUGGCAAGAGAUGAACAAGGGUAUCUAUCAAAAGAAGCUGUGAGGCGUUGCUUUGAUGGGAGCUUGUUUGAUUAUUGUGCUAAAAACAGCAAAGGUGCUGCUGGAAAGAUGGCUUGACAGUUAUUGUUUUGUUCCCUACUUGGUGCUCUGCUGUAUUUUAAGUUCAACAAAAUUUGCAAAACAGAACUGUUAUUUAGUAAAAUUGUCUUGCAGUUGUAUUGUAUGUGUGUUGUUUUAUAGAAGCCUAAUUAUUAUUAUGGUA